CGAAUCUGAGAAAAAUAUUUCACAUUUCAACCUGAGAAUUUCAACUAGAAGCGCGACAACAUAAGUUUGGGAAGAAAAAUUGUGAAUUUUCCGUAUUUACAUAUAAACAGCAUCCUCCAACCAUGGCGGACGAAGGGAACGAAGAUAGCUGGCUGUAUGGGAAUACGAAAGAUGACGGUAAAGAGGACACCGCUGGAGACAACGAUAAGAAUGAAACCACCGAUGACGGUCAGAAUGGAACCUACGACGAGGUAUCCGAUCCGCACUGGGAGGAGAUGCAGGAGGAUGAACAGAAGCGAUUGAAUAUGGUUCAGGGCAGAUUUCCAGAUGACGAUGCCGACCAGCACGAUGAUAACGCAAUGGAUUCGAGUGAUGUAAACCCGUCGAGAGAUGAUGCGGCCGAAAGAGAGGAAGCAUUUCAAGGAGAAGACGAUUCACAUCUACAGGAAGAUGAGAGCCAUCAACGUGAGGAGGGGCCCGAAAAACCGGAAAGAAGCGAUGGAGAAAUGGACUCAGAAGAUAGCGAUGAUGACGAUGUCAAUGUUGUUAUAAGGGAUAUCAAAUCCGGUCCGACGUAUAGCAUUGUUAAACCAAGAGGGCCAAUAGUGGUUCAACAAGCGGCGCAAGCCGCCCCAGGACUAGAUAAGUCUAAGCAACCGGCUGGUAAGUUUAGCAUUGAAGAAUUCGAAAGCGUUGGCACUAUCAAUGGAGUUCCGGCUCAUGAGUUCAGCAUUGAUUCUUUGGACGAAAAGCCCUGGCGUAAACCUGGUGCUGACAUAACUGAUUACUUCAAUUAUGGAUUCAAUGAGGAUACGUGGAAGUCUUACUGUGAACGACAGAAACGUAUGCGUAUGCAUGAGAGCGGUGUGGGCCUUCAAGGGCUAACCAUAAAUAAUCCACAAGCCGCACAGACACAAAACAACUGGAGAACUGGGCCUCCGCCUCCUAGGAAGAUGAAUGGAAUCGAUGUGAUCGGUGGUAUGAAUAUGCAUCCCAGAUCCGAGGGAGAAAUGAUGCCGCGUCAUCCUAAGGAAAAUGUUAUUCAAGUGAUGACCGCCGAUCGUCGUGAAUACAGCCGAUCGGCCACCAAAUUUGAUCCUUCAAUGGGACCACCGCCCUUCGGAGCCCCUCCAGAUUUUUAUCAUCCCGAACCUGAUUAUGGCGAUUAUGGUUAUGAGCCGACACAGGAAUCGCAAUGGAAUCAGGAAAGUAACUGGCAGCCGCAUGGUAUCAAGACUCUCACGCCUGGUCCCUCUCAAAUGAUGCCCCCAGGAAUGGGCAUGCCUCCUCACAUGGAAAUGAUGCCUCCGCCAAUGCAACCUGGCAUGAACAUGGGACCACCUGGAAUGGGUCCACCGGUAAUGCGUAACCACGAUCGGGAACGGGAGCGUGACAGAGAACGGGUUGAACGAGAACGUGAACGAGACCGUCACAUUAGGUCUCGCGAACGAGAGCGGGAACACCGUCGGGACCGUGAGAGGGACAGAGAACGGGAGUUAUCGGUAGUGAAACCCGAACUAAUGGAACCUGAACGCGCUCGCAGCGAAAAGCCGGAACGAGAGCGGGAUCCCGAGAAGGAAAAACGCUCCUCGAAAACUGAUCGUCAUAAAGAGAGAUACCGUGAAAGGUCACGUAGUCGUGAGAAAUCUAAGUCUAGAAGGAAAUCGCGUAGUCGUGACCGCGAGCGCGAUAGCACCAGCAGACACAGCAGUCGGGCAGACAAGAAGAAGUCUCAUCGUAAGGAUAAAGAAGAGAGCGAAUAAAGCUAAUUGAGUGGCAUUACGAAUAUAUCGUACUAAUAAUUGCUUAAUCACGAAGAGAACAACUAUGUCCAAUGUUUUGAUCGGUAGUACCAUAAUUGAGUUAAUAAUUGAAAGGAAUUAUUUCAUAUAAACUUUACCUUAUAUAAA
Messenger RNA from Toxorhynchites rutilus septentrionalis, 1910 nucleotides. RefSeq names its product pre-mRNA 3'-end-processing factor FIP1 (gene Fip1). Gene Ontology annotation, cellular component: mRNA cleavage and polyadenylation specificity factor complex. The record is from RefSeq and is a predicted model, not a curated record. The coding region runs from base 123 to 1763 and encodes 546 amino acids. NCBI's taxonomy places the organism in Eukaryota, Metazoa, Arthropoda, Insecta, Diptera, Culicidae. Gene Ontology annotation, molecular function: RNA binding. The transcript has 3 exons.